This is a messenger RNA of Mya arenaria, 12135 nucleotides long. RefSeq names its product kinesin heavy chain-like. The transcript is spliced from 25 exons. The record is from RefSeq and is a predicted model, not a curated record. Gene Ontology annotation, biological process: microtubule-based movement; mitotic spindle organization. NCBI's taxonomy places the organism in Eukaryota, Metazoa, Mollusca, Bivalvia, Myida, Myidae. The coding region runs from base 282 to 3176 and encodes 964 amino acids. Gene Ontology annotation, molecular function: ATP binding; microtubule motor activity; microtubule binding.
GCUGAAUUUUUGAUGAUGGAAACAUAAUUUUAUCGAUUUAUGUAUAUACUUUUGUAUUUAGUCGAAAGGUGGUGUUAAAAAUCAAUGCAUAAAUGUAUUUUUCAUGAGCAUCUGUAACUGGUAGAUCAAGAAUUUGUUAGAUUAAGUAACAAUUUAACAUUAAUUGUGUAAAAAUGAGUUCUGAAAAAUCUUGACAGCCACACCUGGCUAGGAAAAUUAUAUCGUUACAUGGUUCUUUCAACCAAUUUACUGAUUAGAGAGUGAAGUUUUAACAUAGAACUAUGAUAGAGCCUGUAGCACCAUCUGAUGAGACCAUCAAGGUCGUUUGCAGAGUGCGGCCAUUGAACAGCUCAGAAGAAAAGGCUGGAAGUAAAUUUGUCCUCAAAUUUCCAUCGGACGAGACCAUAUCAUGUGGUGGUUUAGGAUCAGAAAGCCGUGGCCCUGCCAAGGUGUUUGCCUUUGAUCGAGUGCUGAAGCCGAACGUCUCCCAGGAGUAUGUGUACACAGUGGCUGCCAAGCCAAUUGUGGCAGAUGUACUGAGUGGGUACAAUGGUACGAUAUUCGCGUACGGACAGACAUCCUCCGGCAAGACCCAUACUAUGGAAGGUGUUAUGGGUAAUGACGACCUGCAGGGAAUCAUCCCGAGAAUCGUCCAGGAUAUAUUCAACUUUAUCUACGGCAUGGAUGAGAACCUAGAGUUUCAUAUUAAAGUAUCCUACUUUGAGAUUUACAUGGACAAAAUCAGAGAUCUUCUAGAUGUGACAAAAACCAAUCUCUCUGUGCACGAGGAUAAGAAUAAAGUCACCUUUGUGAAGGGGGCAACGGAGCGGUUUGUGUCAAGCCCUGAAGAAGUGAUGGAGACUAUAGAUGAAGGAAAGUCGAACCGACAUGUGGCAGUCACCAAUAUGAAUGAGCACAGCAGUCGAAGCCACAGCGUGUUUCUGAUCAAUGUGAAGCAAGAGAACACAGCCACACAGAAGAAACUGAGUGGCAAACUUUACCUAGUUGACUUGGCCGGAAGUGAGAAGGUAAGCAAGACCGGAGCAGAGGGUGCAGUGCUGGAUGAAGCCAAGAACAUCAACAAGUCACUGUCAGCCCUCGGAAAUGUCAUCUCUGCACUGGCUGAGGGAAAUAAAAGCCACGUUCCCUAUCGAGACAGCAAGCUGACCCGUAUCCUACAGGAGAGUUUAGGAGGCAACGCUCGCACAACAAUGAUCAUCUGUUGUUCUCCAGCAUCGUAUAACGAUUCUGAGACCAAGUCUACCCUGCUGUUUGGACAGAGAGCCAAGACGAUCAAGAAUGUGGUGUGUGUGAACGAGGAGCUGACUGCCGAGGAAUGGAAACGGAGAUAUGAGAGAGAGAAGGAAAAGAACUCCAAACUGAAGACUGUCAUUGAAAAUCUGCAGGCAGAGUUAGCUGCUUGGAGGAGCGGCCAAUCAGUUCCCGAAAACGAACAAGUUGAUGUUAAGAAAGCAGGCACCGAGGAUUCCAUGACUGCUACGCCCUCUACAUCAAUGAUUGGCAGUAUGACGGGUUCUAUUGUCAUAUCCGAGGCAGACAAAGCUUCCUUCGAGGCUGACAAGAUGAAAUUGUACCAGCUUCUUGAUGAUAAGGAUGAUGAAAUCAAUGAGCAAUGCCAGCUGAUUGAGAAGAUACAACAACAGUUGCUGGAGCAGGAGGAGCUGAUCGCUCAGGAGAGGAGGGAGAAAGAGUCCCUACAAGCCGACUCUGCCACUCUCUCUCAGGAGUAUGACUCUGCCAAGGAUGAAGUCAAGGAAGUCUUACAGGCCCUUGAGGAGCUGGCUAUGAACUAUGACCAGAAAUCCCAGGAAGUGGAAGCAAAGAAUAACGAAUAUGACCAGCUGAAUGAUGAACUCUCUCAGAAAAUUAACCUGUUGAACAGUCUACAGUCAGAGCUGGACACUACCAAGGAUUCCUCCCUCCACCAGCGUAAGAGGAUUACCGAUAUGAUGAUGUCUCUGCUUAGAGACCUCAGUGAUAUCGGCACCAUCGUGGGCGGAAACUCUGCUGAGACAAAGAUGGUAACGGGCAACAGUGACAAGAUUGAGGAGGAAUUCACCGUGGCUCGUCUUUACAUCAGCAAGAUGAAGUCCGAGGUGAAAACGCUCGUCAUGCGGGCACAGGCUCUUGAGUCAACCCAGGCUGAUGUCAAUAGCAAGCUCUCAACUGCCGAAAAAGAACUUGAUGAAUGCCGGCUGGUUAUCCAGCAGCACGAGGCUAAGAUGAAGUCCCUCCAAGAAACCAUCCAAGAUGUGGAUGCUAAGAAGAGACAGCUUGAAGAAAAUAUGGAUAUGCUGAAUGAGAGAGUUGUGGCUGCAGCAGCUGCUGAGCAAGUGCAUGUGUCGGCGAAGGAGGAGCUACAGACGUCCAUGGACAUGAAACAAGCCCUCGAGGCCCAGAUGGAGGUGCACAGGGAACAGCACUCCAAGCAGUUAUCCUCACUGAGGGACGAAAUAGCUACCAAGCAGGGCCUUGUGGACCAACUGAAAGACACAAACCAGAAGUUGACCUUAGCCCUUGAGAAACUGCAGUCAGACUAUGACAAACUCAAGCAGGAAGAAAGCGAUAAAUCAUCCCGUCUUGCUGAGCUGUCCUUACAGCGCGACAGGCGUGAACAGGGCCGACAGGACCUUAUGGGCCUGGAGGAGACUGUGGCCAAGGAGCUGCAGACAUUGCAUAACCUGAAGAAAUUGUUUGUUCAAGACCUGCAGAACAGGGUCAGAAAGACCUCCAAGAAGGGAGAGGAGGAUGAUGAGGAAGAUGUGGGAGGCAGUGCCGCCCAGAAACAGAAGAUCAGCUUCCUGGAAAACAACCUGGAACAACUCACCAAGGUCCACAAACAGUUGGUGCGUGACAAUGCAGAUCUUCGCUGUGAACUGCCCAAGUUGGAGAAACGUCUUCGAGCCACAAUGGACAGAGUUAAGGCCCUUGAAACUGCCUUGAAGGACGCCAAGGAGGGAGCAAUGAGGGACAGAAAGAGGUACCAGCACGAGGUUGACCGGAUCAAGGAGGCUGUUAGACAGAAGAAUCUUGCCCGCCGCGGACACGCCGCACAGAUUGCAAAGCCAAUCCGACCUGGUCAGCACCCCCAGCCAUCUGGAAACACCCCCCAGGGGAUCCGUGGUGGUGGCGUUGUCGUUGCCGCCAGGGCAUGAAGUGGAUAAAAUCAUGUUUCCAACAUCAAGAACUGACUAUCCAGAAUUUGUGUUCAGAGCAAAACUGUGGAAAAAUAGACUUUUUUUUAUUUAUUUAGUCGUUAUUAUCAAAAAUUACUGAAAAAACCCAGCCUGCAUAAAUGUAAUUUCAAAAAGUUUUGAAAAUACAUUUUUUCUUUUGGCCGUGUGUGCAGCUGAUCAAAUCCUAGGAUUAUAGGUUUAUUCUAUAUAAAGCUUUUGAAUUCUUAUAGUUAUUGAAAUUUGAGUCUAGUUAAAAAUUAGCUCAGAAAUAGCGGCGGGCACACACAGCCAUUUAAGAGACUUUCAUCAAAUAGCUGGGUUUUUUCAUAUCAGAUUACUGUUGUGAUUUUUGCAUUCCAUUCAGUGUUUAGCUUUUGCUUAUAAUAGCUAUUGUCAAUAUUGUAAACUGUUAAACAAUCAAGAAAUACAUUAUGAAGACUGUAACAUUUCAAUUUUGAAUGUUGCAACAUUUGAUUUUUCAAAGAAAUUGUCCAGAGAUGUUAUACUGGUAGGAAAUUUGAAUUUAUUAUGCAAUCAUGUAUGUAAUUCCAAUAGUAAAUUUGUUUUAUUCUUAAGAGUGGUAACAUGUCAGUGAAGAAUUUGUCAAUGUUAUAUAGGGUGGUCUAGUGGUAUAGGUGUCCGCCCCUCACCCACGAGGUUGUGGGCUCAAUCCACAUCAGGGGCACUAUAUCACGGCCUCUCAAAAUGGCCAGUACUGGUUUCUACCCAGGAAACAGACUUGAGAGUGAUCCUAUAAGCUCUCAGCUUUCGUCACAAUCAAGCUAAAAGAAAUCAGUAUAAAUAAAAAGAGGAAUUUACAAAAGCAAUAUGCACAUACCGGUACUUUUGUAUGUGUCAAGGGCAGGAAAUGAUGUGUACAAAGGUGUAGGGAUGGGUUGGGUUAGAACAAAUGUAUGGAAUCUUUAAACGAGUCUCUGUUUGAAUUAGAAAUAGUGAGUGUAUGUGCAAUGUGUGAUCGAAAUACAGUUGAAUCUCGCUAUGUCGAAGUCGGUGGGACCCUGGGAAAUACUUUAUGAUAACAUGUAUUCAAUAGAACAGAAAUAAAAAAGUGCAUAACUAAACCAAAAAAUAUUGGAAAAAUCGACAUAACCAGAACAUUGAGAUAACAGAGUUCGAUAUAGCGAGUUUCGACUGUAUGUCCUUGUGCCCUCAGCCCGUGUUUACUCAUUUCUUGGAUCUAAUUUAGACCUUAUAUAAAAUCAAUUUAUAUCAUUGUAAUGAGUUGAAGGUGUGUUAAUAAUUAUUAAAUUUUUUAUUUGUUGUAUGAAUGGCAAUUGAAAACAUUUAUGGUGCCGAGAUAGUACUUUUACAAUAAAAUAAAAUAGAAAACUUGUGAGACCUGUGGCCAUAUUCACUAGCAUCUUCAGACUUCGUUUAAGACUCAGUACUAGUCUCAGAAACGCAAUAAUAAUUUCGAAAUGUAAUGAAAUUUUUUGGAGGAGCACAAAGAUAUGUAAAUCUUGGUAAAACAUGUUAUAUGGAAAUGUUCUGCAAUUUUUACCACAAUUUGUUUAGUAGUAGAAAUUUGCACGCUAGUGAAUAUGGCGCUGGUCUUAACUCAGACCCAGGAAUUGAGUGAACCCGGGCUGUAUACCUAAAUAGUUGAGUUAUGUUUUACAUCAUUAAUCAUAGUAUAAUGGAGACUGAAUGACAGUCAUAAAUUGUGGAUGUUAAUGUUGAAUUAUGGUGAAGUUCACUUUGUUAGAUGAUCUUUCAGACAUUUAUUGCAAAAACGUUACUUUUAUAGUCGUUAAAGCUAUUUGGUGCCUAGCAUAAAAAUCUUGCUCGAUAGAAUAACAAAUUGUGAUGUGAUCAAGUUUGGAAAACAUUAUUUAUGUAGAUAAUGAAAUAUCACAUUAUGUGAUGUAGUUUACUUUGGUUUGAUUUGAUUUAUUUGUAUAGUGUAUUCUCAUUUGUGUUGGUCUCAUUAUGUUUUUAAAUUACAUGUUUAAAAUAUGGAUACUUCAGUUAUCCAAUUAGAGUUCAUAUACGAUGUCAUAUAUGUAAUUGUAUCAAUUAGUUAACCACCUGUUUUUUUUCCAUUUUGACUUUCUAUGUUAAAGCUUCCCUCUCACAGAUUGACCAUUUUAACAAUUUUUUUAAAUUUUUUGUCCUGGAAAGAGUAAUUUUUUGCGUAAAUAUCUGCAAACGAAUGGUACGCGAUUGCUGACAAAACAAAACAGAUCAUAGAAUUUAAUAUUUUUGUUGGAAAAUUAAUGUUUUAUGGCUUAAACCCUUACUCACAGAUUAAGAAAAAUGCAUUAAACAUCAAUUUGAACUUAAAUAUGAGCAUCUGCGAUCUAAUUUUUUGUCAGCAGUCUUAUAUAGCUGGUUUCCAUGGAUUUUCGCAAAAAUUGGCUCGUUCCAUGAUAAAAAAAAAAACAAAGUUGUCUAAACGUUCUAUCUGUGAGAGUGCAGCUUUAAGAAGAAUUAUAAUUAUUUCAGAUAUGGAGAUUUAUCUGAAUAGAAUUUUGUUUUUUCGUAUUAUGUGUAAGAAAUAAAAACAUUUUCUUACAAUAACCCUCAAGCUGUAGGUAUUGUUUAUAUGAGAUUUUAUCAUCCAAACUUAGUUAUUGUGAAAUGAAAUAAAAUCUUUUUUUUAUAUGUUUGUUUUGUGAAGGCAUAGUUCUAAAAUUCUAAGCAUCAGAGUAUGUCACUGUGAAGUGUCAAUGUAUAUGAAAUGGGAUUUUCAUAAAAAAUGAAAAUUUAUAAUUUAAAUAAAAUGGCCAGAAACAUGUUCAAAAUCAGUAGCAUAUAAGUUAUAAUACAUUGUGUGUAUUUGACCUCCCUAUGAAAAGUUUGUGAACUUUUAACUUACCUAUAAAAACAUGGUAAGCUUAGACCAACCUCUGAAAAGCAAGUAAUUCCUCAAUAAUUGUUACAGGGCGGGCUUUAAAAAUUGGCCACUGUCAAUUUCUGGUCUCUGCAUCAAAAACACAUGUUCUGAUCUACAUGUACAUUGACGCUGCAUUUUAUGGAAAGAGUUUUGUGUAGAUGUAUACUUCCACAAUAUCUGUGCAAUAUAUGUUAUUAUGUAUUUAUUAUCUGUGUAUUAUUAUCAUCAUCAGUCUAAACUGUGUAUACUUCAUGGUGAUGUAUUAUUGUUUUUUCAAAUGGAAAUUAAGGAAAUCAUAUAAAUGUGAGGAAUGACAUUGAUCGGUCCAAUGAAAUUAUCCGAGAGUCAAAAACUAGGAAAUGCCUAUAUUUAUAUGUAGUGAACCUAAGUCUGUAAAAAUCUUCCAACAGAUUAAUUCUAUUUGAAGUUGAAAAAUGUAUGCUUUUCAGAGUGUACAUGUAUUCAUUUAUGCUAAGAAAACUACAAAGUUUGUCGGUAUUUUUGCUGGAAUUAGAAUAAUGAGGGAGAUUGAUUAAUGGUUUUUAAAAUAGCAAUGUCUGUCUAUGAUAAUGUGAAUGAACGACUAUAGGAAAUUUAUGAUGAUUAUAGAACAAUGUCACUGAUUGACUUUUAUUGUCAAUUAAUUCUGAGAAAAUAAUUUGUUGUCAUAAUUGACAAUUCAAGUUGUAAAGCUGACAGUGUCCUUCGAUGCAAAACAUAUGGGUUUUGUUUAAGUGAAUUAUAAGAAAAUUAGGGUUAUGAUUUUGCUGCGUAGCUUGAAAAGGGAAGAUAUAGACUGAAACUCACAAGCAUGGUACUCUUUGUUUCAUUACUGGCAAAAAAAUAUGGGUGUAUGCCUUUAACAUUGCUGCCCACUAGUAAACAAGAUCAUUUAAAAAAAAAAGAUAUGGCCUUUUGGGUCCUCAACAGUUAAUUUUGACAUGAAAGGUUGGCUUGUACUUUUGUUUUUCUGUAACGGCCCGAUACUUUAAGAAUAAGGAAGGAUUGUAAUUAGUACAACUUAAUGCAGUUAAUUAUUUUAUGACGAAGUGAAGAAAUUACUAAAACUUCAAUAGAAAAACUCAUAAAUUUUAAAUGAUGUUAAAAAGUUGACAAUUUACUGAAGGAAUAACAUCGUAAAAUGCUAAAAUGAAAAAUAAUAUUAUAUCAAAUUUAUCUUUGCUCAGUGAGUUUUACCUUAUACAAAAGUCUGAAUUAAGGGGCAUUAAAAAGGAAUAAAGUUGAUUUAAUGCCUUUAUUCCGUCAUCAACUCGAGACUUUGAGUCUUCUUGGUGCAUAGGUGUCAUGGUAUUCUAUGCGGCGAUUUGUUUUCUUUCAUGUCAUUUCUUUAAAUAUCAAUGUGCUAGAGCUGUCUAGGUAAAGGUUAGUGAUUAUUUGUUUUAAAUUUAUUAUUUGGUUGAAAUUAUAAAUUUUUCGCAUAACCUGUCACGAUAUUUCUUUACCAGUGAUUAAUAUAAAAUGCUUGCUAAGAUCUCCAAACCUAAGUGCAGAUUUUUGAUUCUUAAACAGAAUGUACAAUGAGACUUAAUUUUCAUUCCAAAUUUGUAUAUGGGCCCGAUUAAACAAUGAUUUAGAUAAUCACCAUUUUCAUCCCAGCCAAGUUAAUUUUUAAAUGUCUGAGUCUUAAGAAUACCAACGAUUUCCAAGUUUAUUCUCUUUGUUACAUAUAAUUUGUCAAGAAUGAAAUCAAUCAAAUGUUCAUGGAAUUGUAUAGUGAUUAAAUUUUGCAUGGUCUUUUUUUCAUGAUUUCGGUUAAUAGAUAUUUUGCUUGGUUAUAAAUUCUCGAUCCUCUCUAUUCAAGUUCAAGUUAUUCCCGCUCGCGAAAUUUAAACACCCUACGGUAUGUCCAAACUGUGAUCUAAAUGUCAGAGGUCGUACGAACUGAAUUUCAGUGUGUGUAUGAAUAAUGUGAAUUGAUUACCAUAUAUUUUUUGCCUAGAAUUACAACACAAUCGUGAUGUUUUGAUUUCUGUUCCACCUUGCUACAUUUUUGUUUAUUGACAUUUCCCAUUUAUUUGAUUGAUUUUUCUGGAGAAUUUGAUAUUUGGAAACAAAAUUGUUAAUUAAUGGGUCGUGAAAAAAGGAAUUUGUGUUGGUGUGAAGCAUAAGUGACUAGGCCUUUUUUUUAGAAAUUAGUAAAUUUAGUAUUAGGAUGAAUUAACAAAAUAUGUAAAAAUGGUUAUUAGUCUCUAUUUAAUAGCCAUUUGUCAUGUAUUUUGUAAAUAAAAUCUUCCAAGAAUUUUUUUUCUCUCUAAACCAAAAAGGGUUAAACAGAUGUUUACACGGAGUCGUUUACUUAAGUUAAAGUUUGAAUAGCAACGAGUCUGUUCUUAAUUUACAGUCUUUUUAUAGCCUUAGUAAGAAUUUAUCGAAAUAGGAAACCACAAACUAUUAAUUCUUAUCAGGGGUUGGAGCAAACUUGUAACAAAAUUUAGAAAUUCCAUCACAUAUGAGAAAUCUUUCCUUAAAAGUGUUGCAGUUGAUUUAAAUGAGGACGCAAUGAUGGUAUGUACAUUUUCGGGGUUAGAACAUGGAAGGAUCGCAGAAUGCGGUCUUCUUCCAUAAAAAUCAAGUUUGAAGCUAUCCUUUGAAUGCCCUUUCUGCUUGAAAUGCAAGUUCAAAAUCUAACAGAACUAUCUUGAAAAAAUAACAGCGAAUAUUUAAACAUUGCAAAUAAAGAUAUAUGUUAAUUUGGGUUUUCUUUGUGAGACGACAAUGCAGAGCAACUGUAUUGUUUUGUUCUCAGGUUUGUAUAGAUUAUGAUUGGUAUAUUUUUUAUGGUGUACCUUUUUUCAUUAAAAAGUACUGUGUUACUGAAAGGGGAUUCUCUUGGGGAUAAGCUAGAAUGAUGGUUUAUUGUGAGGACAGGUGAUGAAGUAUGUUUACUUGAAAGUUUAAGGAAGUUUUCUCUCCACCAUUUUUAUAUGCUUCAAUAUUCUUCGACUGUCUGCUUUAAGGACGGUGAAGUUGCUUAAUGCAUAAAUUACUGUUGAAAUAAGUUGUUAAGGACUUGUCUUGACACUAUGUAUUGAAUAAAGGCAUUGUUUUAAGCUGGCUUAUGCUAGGGUAAUUAGAGAAUAUUAAUUAAUGAAAACCAAGUUUGACAGGAGAUAUCUACAUAAUUGUCUCAUAAAAUAACAAGAAUUGAAUUCAAACAAGAAUUUAGUAGCUUGAAUACAGUGGUACAGCAGUCAGUUUUUUUUUUAAGUUUUAUGGAAAUCCUCAAGCCAAGGGAUAGUUAUACAAGGUCUAACAAUUGAGUUCUUGUUUUAUAUUUUGCACUGGAAAUGUGUUACCUAAGGAAUCCAACCCACAAAUAAACUGAUUCUCUGAUAACUCUAUCAGCCGUGAUGUUAAAUUUUCAUGACUGAGUCAUGACCACAAAUAAUUUUGAUUUCAUUUGAAAGGGUAUUACUCGCUGAUAACUAAUAAAUCUGAUAUAGGACCAAAACUACAUUGUUUGUAAGUUCUUGUACCAUGUACUUUUUUUAUCUUUAUUUCAACUGAAAUCAGAUGUGUAAUGGACUACUGGUGUUUGUAAUUUUUCAAGGUCACACUGAAGCUUGUUGGAUACAUUAUUUAUAGUAUAAAUGUAAAGGCAAAAAUCUACUAGUAUUGUCUGAUGAUUUUGGGACGGCCAUAAUUAUACCAUAUUAAUCUUUACAAUACAUAAUCUCUUUGCUAAGUACUAACAAAUUAUCAAUUCAUAAACUACAAAGUGAUGAAAUCUUUUCUCUUAGCAAAUGCUUUGUUUACGUCAAUAGAAAUUAAAAAUACUAAUUGGAAACCGCUGUACAACUUGUAAGCAGCUUUGAACUUUGAUAUUACACUUAAUACGUUAAUGUUAUUUCUUUGACCUUUUGAAUUGUGGGAUGUUUUUAUUACAUCAGUCAAUAGUUGUGGUCACUCUGAUGAUCAAAACAUACGAACUAUUAGUUGCAAAAUUGAUGAUGUUUAUGUUCUUGUUAUUAUGAUACUUAAUGAUAAAGUCAUUGUUGAAUUUGCUUGAAGUACUUUUGUGAACGUAGUGACGUAUAUAACACAUUGGUAGUGGCGUAUGUAUUUAUCUCGUGCAUUUAUUAUUUCACCAAUAUACUUGAAUAUGUUAAAAGUUUUUGUAACCAAGGCAAUGUUUUUGAGUCCUUUAUUAUCAGAAUAUUGUUACUUCUAUGUAUUUACCUAGCCUUCAACUUAGACCGGAUAUUAACCAAUUGUUUUGUCCGCUUGACAUUAAGCAAAGAAAUACCAUGACACCUAAUAUGACAUAAUUAUUAUGAUGGCCAUUAGAAGUCUUAAUUGGCAAAGGUUAUGUUUCUAUAUAUCAUCUUCAAACGACAUGUAAUGCUUUCUUUGAGAUAAAAUGAUGCCAGAGAUUUGACAGUUAUAAAGAUUGCUUGCAAUGCAGUGGUAACUCUUUCAAUACAUUCAUGUAGUUAUUUCAGUUUUGUUUGCAACUUAUAAAUGGUCGCCUAGUGAACAUCAUGCUGCUCUUUGACUUUAAUUUCCUUCUUGACAGACACUUACAGCAACAAGAAUACUUUUAAUUGCCCAUGAUGUCCAUCUUUUCCUUUGUUUACCAACUUAUUUGUCUGCAUUCUGCAAGUAAUUUUUCCUUAUUAUCAAAAUAGCUUUUAAUUUGUUUUGAAGUCAUGAUGUAUGGUGAAAAUAUAAAUUGACAAAAGCCUUUUAAAGAAACUGCAAGAAAAUCGUUUAUUUUAAUUGACAAUUUGGUAUUUCUAAAAAUGCCUUAACAAUUUAAAGCUACCAUGGAGCACACUUUUUUUUAAUAUCCCUCUUACAGCUGUAAAUUCUGGGUCUUCAAGGUACUGCAGCUUGGUCACAGUUUUCCUUUGUUGAGUUCUUCUGAACUAUUUUUUCCCUUAUUAAUUGAUAUGGUCAUGUUGGGAUAAACAGGGUGAAAUAGGGUUUUCUAAGACUAUUGAUAAGUUGGAUGAUUUUAUGAUUGAUUGUUGCAUAGACCUUCAUACGACUGUGUUAGACUGUUAGUACUUCAUUAUGCAUAAGCCAUAUGAAAUAUACUUGGCAUUAAUGAGCUUACUUAACCUAAUUAACUGCUAAAAAUGGAAAUUGAUCAAUUAUUUUGUCAUUUGAAAUUCUUCAACGCUAUGUGACUUAUAUGGAUAUGUUUUUGGGACUCAGGUCACUCCUUCACGGUAAGCAUUACAGGUUAGUAAAUGUGUAAGGCGUAAACAUUGAUGCAUCAGAAUAAAGUAUGUCAGCACAUCAUGCUAAGCCUAGCUUUACGAGAAAAGGUUUCAAGGUUUUAUUGGCUAAGAUGACAAACAAAUCAGAAAUUAAAUGUCUCAAAAAGCAAACAUUUGUGUGUUCUUUCCGUCAUUUAAUUAAAACUGAUCUUAAUUAUUUUGGUGUAGUUACAGGUGCCCUUCUGACAGCCUCAUACUUUAUGAAAUACUGUUGCUGUAAAAUAGUGCUUAAAUUUAUUAUGUGACAUAGUAAAGUUUAUACAAGAAAUAAAUAGUCAUGUUUUGGGCAUUUAUUACUUGCCAUGUGUUUAUAAUACCUCAUACUAUACACAAAUGUAAAGUGUCCAAGUUGUUUAUGUUUAAAAUCAAGCAGUUCUAAAGCAACUAGAAAUAAAACUUGAUUAUGCUAGCUUUUUAGGUGCCAGCAUUGAUGGUGCCUGUUCUGAACUUGUGUGCUUAUUUAAAGAAAGUGCUGUUUUUACCUGAUUAGAAAAUAAGUCUUUGGCAUACAGUAACUGUAAUGAAUUACCAUGUAUCAUAAUUCAUAUGCUUUGCAUGUUCUUCAACAUUUCGUAUUUAAGCCCUGUUACAUACUGUGUUUGAAUAUUUUAAUGAUACUAAUGUAUAUGACAAACUGGUAUAUAUGUGUAUCAAUAAUUUAUUAGUUACUUCUACUAAUGAAAUGUGAACAUGAUUGUUGUGGUCUGUAAUUUUGUAAAUUGUACAUACUUCUAAUACUGAUGUGUGAUUCUAUGCUUAGAAUUUCAGUUGCGAAUUUGCCUCAGCUUUGUGAAGAUUUUUUUUUCGACACUGGAAAUAAACUGCUACUCAUGUC